AUGAGGACAAGCUUCACUCAGUCAAGGUGGUUCUUCACAAACAAAUUGCCUUCUUUUGCUGAUUACCUGAGCAAUGGUGCGAUCACAAUCGGAGCUAUUCUUGGAUCAUCAGCAGCUCUCUUGUACAUGGAUUGUGCCUUAGAGGAUGUUAUCAACUGGCUGUCAACUAAUCCAAAACUUACUGCUGCUUACUCGACACAUUUGCGAUUGAUGAAUGAUUUUGGAGGUCACAAGUUCGACAAAGAAAGGGGCAGUGGCACAGCGCUUGAAUGCUACAUGAAGGACUAUAAUGUAUCGGAGGAAGAGGCAGCCAGGAAGUUUCGAGAGAUGUGGGAGGAUACUUGGAAGGUUAUGAACGAGGAACGCUUGAGGCCUACUCCCAUUCCAAGGGAUGUUCUCAAAAUGCUUCUCAACAUCACAAGAGUAAGUGAAACCAUUUACAAGCACGGAAUAGAUGGAUUCACUCAGCCACAUGCCAUUGAAGACCAUAUAAGGGCAAUGCUUGUGGAUUUCAUGUCUAUUUGA
Messenger RNA from Coffea eugenioides, 525 nucleotides. Its product is annotated as vetispiradiene synthase 2-like. Bases 1 to 525 code for a protein of 174 amino acids. The record is from RefSeq and is a predicted model, not a curated record. The transcript has 2 exons. Gene Ontology annotation, molecular function: magnesium ion binding; terpene synthase activity. Lineage: Eukaryota; Viridiplantae; Streptophyta; Magnoliopsida; Gentianales; Rubiaceae.